Molecule: messenger RNA, 3840 nt
Organism: Alosa sapidissima (American shad)
Lineage: Eukaryota; Metazoa; Chordata; Actinopteri; Clupeiformes; Clupeidae
Gene: elf2b
Product: E74-like factor 2b (ets domain transcription factor)
Exons: 9
Coding region: 966-3059 (697 amino acids)
Biological process (GO): cell differentiation; regulation of transcription by RNA polymerase II
Cellular component (GO): nucleus
Molecular function (GO): sequence-specific DNA binding; DNA-binding transcription factor activity, RNA polymerase II-specific
Source: RefSeq, a predicted model, not a curated record
UUAAUCUAUAAGCCAAGUUUGUUAUGAUGACCCUUGGAAUGACACCCAAGUCGCUUCAGCUAAUUUGCAUUGGAAUUUGUCAACUGAACUGUGCAAGUCAACUCAUGUUGCUGACCUUUUAACGAUUAUCAGUGAAACAACCAACGGCCAGUAGACCUGUCACUGUCUUCCCUUAUUGUUGAAAAAAGUGAAAUUACACAAAUAGCAAUAUGUCAUGAAAUCUGUAGUAAUCGUACUGCUUAUCUAGUUAUGACCAAGUGGGAUAGGCUUACAGGAAAUCAGACGUAGCUUACUGACUGUACCUCCAAGUGAUGUAAUAUUCAGAUUAUAGGUGUUAUAGAGAAUUAUAGAUGAUCUUGUAGUGAUAUUUUGGUUGGCACUUAUUAUGUGGUGUAUCUGAGUAAAGGUCAGAUUCCUCAUGUGAACUCGUCAGAGUUCCUGAUAUGUUAGCUAAGAGCUCGGAUGCAGCCGAUCUGAUUGUUCAAAGCAGCCUAAAGUGCAGGCAGUGAAUAAUUCAGGAGAGCACCAGCCGUUGUGUUCAUCCCCUCUCCCGUCUCACAUGAGACAUAGCAGAGCUGUUGCGUCUAGCAGCCUGCCAUGGGGUCCUUUGCAACUCCUCUUCAUAAAUAGGAAUUUGCUGUUGCCAAUAUAAGGCUUACCAUUUGUCUGUGGUCAUUAACAUGCCUGGUUUGUGUGAAAAGGGAGCGAAGGGGUCUUAAGUUGUUGGGGUUUCUGUUUUCCGAGAAUAUGGUUUAGGUGGGAUAGGCAUCCUUCUCAACUCUAUCAAGAGUCAGACACUAUGGAGACUAGCAUUGGAAACCAAACUCCUGUGACCUUGGAGCUGCAUUUCUAUGGAAACAUUCCCUUACAAGAGGGGGUGCUGGAGGGUGCCGUGCGGAGCUGCCAGAGUGCGGACUGGCCGACGCUGUGAGGGCACGUGCACAUCGCUCCCCGGGGCAUGAGCCAUGACGUCAGUGGUGCUGGUGGACAGCGGAGGAUCGGUGGUGGAGUAUGUCACGGUGGUGGACGACUCGCAACAGCUGAAGGAGGCCCUUUGUGAGGCCGAGGCGGAGUUGGAGACGGAGGGAGAUGGGGAAGUAGAGGAGGAGGUGGAGACGGAGUACCCGGCCGUGAUCGUGGAGCCUGUACCCAGCGCAGGACGCCUGGAGCAGUGCUUCGCCGCCCAGGUGCUCGUCUACGAUGACCAGACUUACCUCAUGCAGGGGGUCGCCCAGGAGCAGGAGGUGGAGACGGAGAUGGUGGAGACCGUGGAAGCAUCGGUCCAUGGCUCCAGCGUUGACAAGACGAUUGAGGCGGCGGAAGCACUUCUUCACAUGGACUCUCCCUCCAGUCUCCGAGGAGACCGCAGUCCAGAAGUGUUUGUGCCCCCCUGUGCCAAUUCGCCAGAGAUGAUGCACGCAGCAAUGCGGCCUGACAUGCCAACAGAGGUCGUGGUGGAGGUCAGCACAGAGGAGUCCGAACCCAUGGACAUGGGGGUCACGAUGGAGGAGACUGAGUUGGAGACCGAGCCAGAGACAGAGCCGGUCAGGAAGAAGAAGGCUGGUCGGAAGCCAAAGACGCACAACACAUCCGUGUCAAAUGGCUCUCCAGACCUCAGCAUAAAGAAAAAGCCCAGAGAGGGAAAGGGCAGCACCACGUACCUGUGGGAGUUUCUGUUGGACCUGCUCCAGGACAAGAACACGUGCCCCAGGUACAUCAAGUGGACCCAGCGGGAGAAGGGCAUCUUCAAGCUGGUGGACUCCAAGGCUGUGUCCAAACUCUGGGGCAAACACAAGAACAAGCCCGACAUGAACUAUGAGACCAUGGGACGAGCUCUGAGGUACUACUAUCAGCGUGGUAUUCUGUCCAAAGUGGAGGGUCAGCGUCUGGUCUACCAAUUCAAGGAGAUGCCCAAGAACAUUGUUGUCAUUGACGAUGACCAGUCGGACCCAGGCGGGGGCGAUGAAUCGGCAGCAGCAGCGGCGGGCCUGGAGAAGUCGUACGAGCGUGUGUCCCUGGCUGGCGGUGAGGCCCUGUUGACCUCUGACCUUUCAAAGGCACCUGGGAUUCUCAGGGGCACCGGGGGUCGCACGCUGAUCCACACAGCCUCCGGCCCGGCCAAGGGCAAAGCUGCCGUCACCGCCGCUACGCUCACGGCCACGCCCAUCCAACACAUAGUCACCGUCUCCACGGCACAAGACGCCUCGCAGACGCAGCUCACGUCCCAUGCCACAAUCAUUCCCACCGCCUCGGGGCCCAGGACGGUACGUGUGGCCAUGCAGGUGCCUGUUGUCAUGACCACAGCCCUCGGUCAGAAGAUCUCCACGGUAGCAAUGCCAUCCCACAACCCCUCUCUGUUCACCUCAGCCCCCACCUCCAUCGCCACGAUGACGGGCACCAACGCGCCCAAAGUGCUCAUCCAGACGGUGCCCACCAUGAUGCCCGCCACGGCGGAGAACGGCGACAAGAUCACUGUGCAGCUCGCCAAGAUAAUCACCAUCCCCGCCUCCCAGCUGGCACAGUGCCAGCUGCAGGCCGCCCCCGGCAAACCCGGCUCGCCCACGGGCAUCAACCUGAUGGGCACUCCGCUGGCCAUGCGGGCGCUCUCCCCGGUGUCGGUGGCACCGGGCACCCAGGUGGUGCGUCUGGCGAUGCCCGCUCAGCAGGCCAGCGUGCCCGUCCAGCAGCCGCGGCUCCCACUCAGCCUGGCGCCCACGCAGACCAUCUUCACCACCAGCAGUGCCAGCAGCAGCCCCAGGGUGUUCCAGACCCAGCCGGCAGUGUCCGCAGCAGCCAGGGUAGUGGGCACCGUCGUGGCCACCGCCUCCGUCGCCCCAGCCGUCAGGCCCGCCAUCGUCUCCGCCGGCCAGACGCAGGCACCACAGUCGGUAACCAUUUCCACGGCGAGCAUCCCCACAACGACGACGACGGCGGCGACGGCAGCAGCCGCGCUGAUGGUGUUGCAGGACACGUGCACGGAGCAGCGAGUGGCUGUCCAGGGGCAGGAGCAACAGGCCUCAGAGGCGUCCCCUGUCCAGAGUCAGGAGGCAGAGUGCUGAGGGACAGGGGAGGCUCGGCACACAACGUGUGUGUGGAUGGCUAACAGACUCAUGUGAAAAGGAUUGUAUCCAGACACACACACACAGACACACAUAUCCGGACUGGACUUUGUUCGCCUUGUACAGUUUGAGACUCUUAAAACAAAACAAAAAAGCUUAAUUUCUGUGAAAUAUGUGACUAUACAAAUUCAACAGUAAUUUGCCAGCCAAACCCCUGUAAAACAUCAUAUUCAUAACGAUCUGUCGUCAGAGACCUGACACUAGAACCACAUUUUUUAAAAUCCCAUUUUUGUAAACACACAAACUCUCAGCGAGGAAUAGGAACUUAGCUGAAAUCUCAGCAAUUUACAAAAAAAGGGACCAAUACAUUAGACUUUUUUUUUUAUCCGUUGACACUAACGGUAUCAAGCCGGAAAACUAUGACAUAAACAAAACACUAACAAAUAAUCAUACCAAAUGUGAACUUCAAAAGGGAGGAAUGGACUGAAAAAGGAAUUUGCAACACUUUUUGUACAAAGUUUCUUUUUUUCCCCUUCUAUAUUGCAUAUGAUGCAAAAACCAGCAAAACUGUUUCAACCAUCACUGUGCUCACAAAGCAUCAAUGGUCUUGAUGCCACGUGACCUACACAGGACAGAACUGACAAGUCUGUUCCCGGCCAGCCCCACCAAGGGAAGCUUAAAGGGACUUUGUAUAUACUUGCUUACGUUUUAUGGUAAUCGCAAAGUGAAGCAGCCUUAGAUUGUUUGUUUUUUUUUUUUUUUGUUUUUGUUUUUUUUUAAU